Molecule: messenger RNA, 4005 nt
Organism: Mauremys mutica (yellowpond turtle)
Lineage: Eukaryota; Metazoa; Chordata; Testudines; Geoemydidae
Product: nectin-3-like
Exons: 9
Coding region: 376-2127 (583 amino acids)
Biological process (GO): symbiont entry into host cell; heterophilic cell-cell adhesion; homophilic cell-cell adhesion
Cellular component (GO): adherens junction; apical junction complex
Source: RefSeq, a predicted model, not a curated record
GCCUUCAUCCUGAAAUACCUCCCAUGCUCCCCUUGUCUAGCCCCCACCAUCCCUCACUUAGUCCUCAGCCCCCCAAUACCUCAGACCGCUCCUCUAGCCCCCAGUCCUGCCUCUGCCCCUACUAACACAUGCAUUGAUCUCUAACAUCCUUUCUUAUAACCCAGUGGUUUUCAACCCUUUUCAUUUGUGGCCCCCCCAAGCAUUUCAAAUGGAGGUGCAGACCGCGGUGGAUAUCUCAGACAUGCUCUGCAGACCCCCAGGGAGCCACGUACCAUAGGGCUUGCUGGCAGACUUGUCUGAGGAUCUGACAGAGGCGAAGCACAGGGACUACCCAGAAGAACACAGGCAAAUCAGAAUCACUCCUCUCCUGCAGCAAUGGGUUGGCUGGAAGCAUCAAACUGGCAGCUUCACGUUUCCUUGAUCGUGCUACUCUCCAUACACAUGAAAGGUGCCUUGGUUGAACCAGUUGUUGAUCCACAUGUAACAGCAGUUUGGGGGAAGAAUGUCACCCUGAAAUGCAUAAUUGAAAUAAAUGGAACAAUAACACAAAUCUCAUGGGAGAAGAUGCAUGGUAAAAGUAAACAGACCAUUGCUGUUCAUCAUCCUAAAUAUGGGUUUACUGCUCGAGGAGACUACCAAGGAAGAGUGUCACUUAAGAACUACUCACUUACUGAUGCAACUAUCACACUAAACAAUAUAAGCUUCUCUGAUUCAGGAGAAUAUAUAUGCAAAGCAGUUACAUUCCCACUAGGAAAUGCUCAGUCAUCAACAACUGUAACUGUAUUGGUUGAACCCAUUGUGAGCCUAACAAAGGGACCAAACUCUUUAAUAGAUGGUGAAAAUCAGACAGUAGCAGCCAUUUGUACAGCAGCCACUGGAAAACCUGCUGCAGAUAUUGAUUGGGAAGGUGGUCUUGGAGAAGUGGAAUCCAGUUCUACUUUAUUUCCAAAUGAAACCGUGACAGUUGUCAGUCAGUACAAACUCAUACCCACCAAAUUUUCCAGAGGAAGACUCAUAACUUGUGUUGUGAAGCAUCCGACUUUGGAAAAGGAGAUGAGAUAUCCUUACACAUUGGACAUACUAUAUGCCCCUGAAGUUUCAGUAACUGGGUAUGAUGGAAACUGGUUCAUUGGAAGAGAGCAUGUUCAGCUCCAGUGUAAUGCUGGCGCAAAUCCACCGCCCACGGAAUUUACAUGGACCAGGUUGGAUGGGCAAUGGCCUGAAGGUUUAAUGUCUUCAAAUAAUACUCUGCAUUUCAACAGUCGGUUGACUUACAAUUAUACUGGGACUUACGUCUGUAAGGUGACCAAUUCCCUUGGACAAAGAAAUGAUCAACAGACGAUCUACAUUUUAGAAUAUCCGGGGAAUGAGACUGCUGUUUUAGAGGAAUUGGUGUUUGGAAGUGGAGAUACCCUUGAACUUUCCUGUAACACCCAGGGCUCUUCCAUGUCAGUUUUCUGGUUCAAAGAUGGCAUUGGGAUUGCACCUACCAACAGAACUCAUAUUAGACAAAAGCUGUUGAAGAUCAUUAAUGUGUCAUCUGACGACUCUGGGCUGUACAGUUGCAAGCCACGGCAUUCCAGUGAGGUUCUGGGUAACUUUACAGUCAGAGUAACAGAUUCUCCAUCAUUGGUUGUUGGCGGUGAUGAUGAGUCUGAAGAUACAGGUGAUGGUGAUGAUGAUGAUGGAUCUGAAGACACAGAUCCUCCUACUACUAUUACACAACCACCCACGGUUCCAUGGCAUCCUUCAACUGAUGGCAUCAGAGCUUCAGCAACAGAACCAGAACUAAUGCAUUUUCCAACAUCAACCUUGUCUCCCAGCAUUGCUGGCAAUCGGGGUAUCAGCAUUGCUAGUGCUGUGGGUGGGGCUCUCUUUCUGAUAGUUGUAAGUGUUUGGGUUGGAGUUAUCUGCUAUAGGAGAAUACGAAAAUCCCGUCAUUACUACUUUGUUAGGACCCGCAAUACACCAUCAGAUAUGGAUGAAGAGUCUCAAAUAGCUGUUUUCCAACCAAAUGAUGUAGACUCUUCUCCUGACAUUAUAAAAGAAAGAAUAGACAUUUCACUGGAAGUUUUAACAUCAAACAGUAAUUUAGAAGACCCAGACAAACCAGAUGAAACACUUUAGACAAUACUAACAGAUCACAAAAACAGUAUGAAAGACCAAUGGAUUAUUAUGAAGGAGGAACACUGGGAAGGAAGUACAUGGGUGGGAACAUAUAGAUGGCUCAGUAAUAUCCCGGAGGGAGUGGUGUGUGUAGUAACCACUGAUACAGUUCCAUUCAUUAGUUGAUCACUUUCAGGUUGUUCAUAUUUUUACAUGAGUAAAAGCAAGCUUUUUUAAGUUGAUUUUCAAGCUUUUGCUGUUGUAAAAAUCUGGGUUAAAUGUAUCUGAGCUGCUUUAUGAUUUUUAUUGAUAUUAUUGAUAUGAUAUUAUUGGACUUUUGAUGCAUAAAGCUUUAUUCGUCUACUGCACACGUAAGAACCAAGUGCUAAAUUAAAGUUACCAUAGGACAAUGUUAGAGUUAAUAAGCAGCUGUCUUGGCUUUGCGAUUUAAAAACAAACAGUUUACCUGAGACUAUGGUCAAGUAUAAUCUUUGUUAAGCACGUGGCUUUUUUAUGUAUAUAUACACACACACAUUUUAGACAAAAAACGAGUGCAUUAGUCUCAAAGCUGAAGGUAAAUUCAAUUCUUAAAAGUAAGUUUCACUAUAAAAAAUGGAUUUGCUUAAAUCUGUUUUUUUUCCAAAGGUAUAUUUUACUUUUCUACACACAAAUGAAUACCUCUCUGUUUUAAUGAGCCUUUCUGCAAUGCAUAGUUAGUGGUAACUUUAAAAAGAAAACAUGUUGCAUUGAAAAAGUUAGAAUUCUCAAUGAAGGCGUUUUAGAGGUAUAACAAUUAAUAUAUGGAAGGUUUUGUCUUGUAGCUGAUUUUUGAGAACCAUGUGUUACACUACAGUUCAUUUCCAAAAAGUACGAUUACAGUCUAUUUACAGAAUUAGUCAGCUGUAGUCCUGCACUUCACACGAGAUCAAAACCGGAUUCUCGAACUUAAGAGAAUAUUCAACUAGAAAUAAGAUGAUGCCAGAAAAGUUUUCACUGGGAUUGGGAAAUACAAGGUUAGGUCUCAUUUCAGAUACAAAUUCUAAGUGUAUGGGGGAAACAAAUGGAGUGAAUGUAGCUAAGAUAUAGAAGUUUAAGAUUUUAGCAGAAUACAGCAUAACCUAGUGUGCAGAACAUAAAAGGUAAAAGGGCACAUUUUACGAUGCUCUGUGAUUACAUCAUUUCUUUUAAGAAUUGAGCAUACUUGAAAAAAGCAUAUUUAUGAAAAGGGGUUAAUGUAAAAAAAGUGCUAUUUAAAAUAAAGCAAGUAGGGAAAUAACUAUUGCUAUUUGAUGCUGUUGAAAAAUAAUUUGUACCAGAAUCUCCGGGAUUCGCAGAACAGCAGUUGUAUGUGUUACUCAGUUGGGUUUGUUUGUAUUGCAUUGGUUUGCUUUGUUGACUAAAACAGUAGGCAGUCUUGUAGCUAGGAGAAGCAGAUGGCUCCCAGCAAUGACACUGAAUGCUUGGAAGUCAGUUUCAAGAGCUGGAACAACCUUGCCUCUCCUUCAGUAGUAGGUUCACUGCUUCAUCUUUGCAAAUGAAUAGAACGGAAUCUGAAUGAAAUUAAUUCAGGUAAUCCAGUUUGAGGGCAGUUACAUUGUAACAAUGAGAGGUGAGAAAUAGUUCUGUGGUGAAAUCCUAUGUUGAGCUCUCAACUUUACAUGCAUUCAUGAGUUAAACUCUUACCCAGCAAAACUUGCCUUAAUGUUGAAGUCCAGAAAUGAAAAAAACUUAGCCGGGGUGCAGGGGGGAGGGCGGUAUUGCCACACAAAUAAAAAUUUAACAAGCUUGGACCAGAAUUUUAAGGAGGCUGGGUGGCUACUUUUUUGAAUGUUUCGUUUAGUAGUAAAAGCACUGCAAAAUGACAGUAUUUAGAGCUUUGCAACACAGACAGUAUCUGCA